Molecule: messenger RNA, 627 nt
Organism: Emiliania huxleyi CCMP1516
Lineage: Eukaryota; Haptophyta; Isochrysidales; Noelaerhabdaceae
Exons: 4
Coding region: 1-627 (208 amino acids)
Source: RefSeq, a predicted model, not a curated record
AUGGGGAACCCUCGUUUCCUAGUCACUCGGUCCCCCAACGGAAGAGGCCUCGCUCCUAUUGGAACACUCCAACAUCAGAUUUGCCUCGUGCGUCCCUUUUUGAGCCAGAAAGCUAUUUUCUUUUGGGCGCUCACCCUCGACCGGGCGCGGGCGCUGCUGCGCGGCGGCGCGGACUCUUCAGCGGGCGACCCGUCUGCCCUCGAGCGGGUGCGCGUCCUCUGCGCGUGGGGCGAGUCGGAUCCGACCGCUGCGGCCGUCGGUUCCACAGUCGCGAUCCACUCUCUGGUCUCGCGGCUCUCGAUGAACGGCAAGGUCGGUGUCGUCGUCUCCGCAAGCGCUUCGACGUGCCGCUUCGGCGUGCGCGUGGCGGGCGAGGCCAAGGCACUCGCGCUAAGGCGCGCAAUGCCGGCCAAUCUGCAGCCAGCGGCCGAGGCGGUAGAGGUGGGCAGGCUGAUCCUCAAGGCGGCGGAGUGGUCGCCGCAGUCGCACGAGCUCUUCCCGGAGGCGGCUCGCAAGUGGGCGGUCGAGGUGAUGCGGCUGGGCUACCUGAUCGCGUGGGACGAGGAGCGCUUCGACAGCCGCGAGGGAGCGGCUCCGGAGCUGGCGGACGCCAACGCAAACCCCUAG